UUUGCCACUGCUGGUUAUUCAGCAACAUAAAGGGGACACAUCAUUUCUGCUGAAAUCAGUCUAAAGUGACAAUGACUAUGAAGUUUUUGCUGUGAUCUGUGGAGGUUGCCUGGGCAGUCAGUUUUAACAUUGUCUGAUGUGUGACUUUGUGUUCCUCUCUCCGCAGUGUGACCAGUACAAGAAAGGCAUCAUCUCCGGCUCCUCCUGCAAGGAUCUAUGUGAUGACCACACGCUGGUGUUUCAUCAGUGCCUGUCCUCCUCACCCACACACCAGGUCUACCGGGGGCUGUGGAGGGACCGAGAAGUCAUCAUUAAGUGUGGAGUCGAGGAAAAUUUAAAAGCAGAGAGCAAUCCAGAUGCAUCUCCCCGCAGGGAGCUGGUCCUGUUUGAUAAACCCACCAGAGGAACCUCCAUGGAUGAGUUCAAGGAGAUGCUGCUCAACUUCUUAAAGGCAAAGCUGGGAGAUCAAACAUCCUUGAUGGUUUUGGUCGGACGUAUAUUAGCCAUGGCAGAUGUCAACGGAGACGGGAAAGUUUCUCUGGCAGAAGCCAAAUCCAUCUGGGCGCUACUGCAGCUAAACGAGUUCCUUCUCAUGUUAUCGCUGCAUGAGAAAGAACAUACGUCACAGCUACUGGGGUACUGUGGAGACCUCUACAUUACUGAGAAAAUCCCCCAUGAUUCCCUAUACGGCACUCAGAUCCCCACUUUCCUGCAGACCCUCUUGCCCUCCCCCAUCCACACCAUGGUUCAUCAGUGGUUUGCUCCUGCCUGGCCUAGGAGGGCCAAGAUCGCCAUUGGCAUGCUGGAAUUUGUGGAGGAGAUUUUUCACGGGACAUACGGCAGCUUCUUCGUCUGUGAAACAAGCUUCAAAAAUAUCGGCUACAACGAUAAGUAUGACUUUAAGGUGGUGGACCUGCGGAAGGUGGCCACUGAGAUGACAAUCAAAGACUUCCUCAAAGGCCGGCACUGUGAACAGAACUCGGACUGCACAUAUGGAAGAGACUGUACUGCAGCCUGUGACAAGCUCAUGAAGCAGUGUAAAAACGAUGUCAUUCAGCCGAACCUGGCCAAAGCCUGCAAACUGAUGCAGGACUACCUGCUCUACGGCUCCCCGUCAGACUUGAAAGAGGAGCUGCAGAAGCAGCUGAGGACUUGUAUGACUCUCAGCGGCCUAGCCAGUCAGAUGGAAGUCCACCAUUCACUCAUACUCAACAACCUGAAGACGCUGCUCUGGAAAAAGAUCUCAAACACCAAAUAUUCAUAG
Molecule: messenger RNA, 1264 nt
Organism: Staurois parvus
Lineage: Eukaryota; Metazoa; Chordata; Amphibia; Anura; Ranidae
Source: the annotation of a GenBank genome assembly